Closterium sp. NIES-67 is the source of this 1050-nucleotide messenger RNA. NCBI's taxonomy places the organism in Eukaryota, Viridiplantae, Streptophyta, Zygnematophyceae, Desmidiales, Closteriaceae. The record is from the annotation of a GenBank genome assembly.
ACUCUGAAAAACACAUUCCCUGGAUCUACAUCUACUAGGACGCUUCUGAUUAGGCCAGAAUCUUCUAUCUUUCACCAAGAAGGCUGCCACAGUUCCUCGGUCCGCAUCAGACGAGCCCGCAAUCGCCCAACACGAAUUCGCUCGUCACGAGCUCGCUCGCCGUGAAACACGGCGGACGGCACGAUGGUUAGCGCCAAGCGCCUCCUCCUCUUCCUGUGGCUCCUCGCUGCCACGUGUCAAUGCCUCUCUCUUCGACAUAUUCCUCCCCACGACCCGGAAGCCACCGCCGCCGACGACGGGGUCUCUUCACUUGCUACUAACGUGGAUGGCCCUCUGGACUCCACUACCGGGGAUGAUUCCGCCUCUAACGCGGAUGUCCUCGCAGAGAACCCCCCUACCGCCGUUCCCGUCAAUCCCGAUGGCAUCAGCAAUCCUAACUUCUUCCCAGUUUCAAGCGAGUCUGGAUCGGCCACCAGUAGCAGUGAUAGCACUGCUCUUUACAUCGUGCGACUGCAUUCCGCGCUCCCGCUCGCUGCCUACCGCGGAGCCGUCGCCAGCUUCUCCGGCUGGGGUGACGACGACGCUGACGACGAUACUCACGGCGGCACUUCCGUCCCGGCUGGACUAGCGGCGACGGCGGAGGCGGUGGGACGAAGAGGCGACGGCGCUGGGCGGCAGAGUACCUCGGCGCGCGCGGCUGUGCGCGGACAACCCGCAGGUGGCGGCUUACGCGCAGAUGCUCGAGUCGCAGCAGACGCAGAUCGCGUCGGAAGUCGGCGUGGCGUCGACCAACGUGGCAUACAGCUACAAGUACUCGACCAACGGCUUCGCGGCGGUGCUGACGGCGGACCAGCUGCGGCGGGUGAAGCGGCAUCCCGCCGUGGCGUCGGUGCGGGCGAGCGCGCGGAAGCAGCUCUUCACGACGGAUUCGCCCGCGUUCCUCGGAAUGAACAGCGCCGGCUCGCUGUGGCCCGCGAAUGGCGGGCAGGCGAAGGCGGGCGAGGGCAUGGUGAUCGGCAUCGUUGACACGGGCAUCUGGCCCGAGCACCC